Molecule: messenger RNA, 13088 nt
Organism: Hemiscyllium ocellatum (epaulette shark)
Lineage: Eukaryota; Metazoa; Chordata; Chondrichthyes; Orectolobiformes; Hemiscylliidae
Gene: plxnb1b
Product: plexin b1b
Exons: 38
Coding region: 851-7483 (2210 amino acids)
Biological process (GO): positive regulation of axonogenesis; regulation of GTPase activity; regulation of cell migration
Cellular component (GO): semaphorin receptor complex
Molecular function (GO): protein binding; semaphorin receptor activity
Source: RefSeq, a predicted model, not a curated record
GAGAUGGGUUUACUAGUGAAUUUAACAAAACGAGUUUUCUACAUAGCUUGCACCAGUUCUGCUAAUUUUACAGGGAGACAGUGUUAUAGGUGAGGACUUUUUUUUAAGGUACAAGUAGUUUUCUGUUAAAUUGACAAGCGGAAUUCUUUCUUGAAUAGUACGUAUCUAUCUUUGAAAGUGUGGGAUAAGACGUUUUAGUAGACGGUGAACAGUGCUGUUUCACAGCAUACUGUUUGAAAUGUAAACACCCAUAGCGAAGGCUCCCCUUUGAACUGCCUCUGUGAAUCCAGUGCUGGCAAAAAUAACCAUUAGUGCUUGCCCAGAGUUUAAGAAGAAAGAGGCUUUGAAUGCUGUAAAGUUCCAUUAAAACAGAGCUCUGACUCUGUGUCGAGCAUUAUAAGCUUAUGCUGAUGCUGUCUGUCUGGGAGCCACUGGGCUGUUUCCCGGCUCCCACAACUUGGCUGGGGGUUGCCUUGAACAUUGAUAGGGUAGGCCAAUGUGCACACGAGUUGUUGUCAGCUUUCAAAGGUUAAAAAGUCACCUCGACUGCGAGCGUGUGAUACAGAGUUGGAAACACUUGAAAAGAAUUGCCUAGGUUGAGAAGACCAAGUUUAAUGUAAAUGCCAAAUAACCAGCAUCCCUUCUAUUUAAAGAAGAAACCAAAUAAAAUGCACGCCACUGGGCACCGUCUGCUAAAAUCUCCAGUCAACAACAGUGAGAGCUCCUUUUUAGCAAGACUCUGAAGCAGCUGGGAGGUCUGUGCAUGAGAGGACAGCACUAAUGACGAAGCCGGCAGUGCAGGGCUGAUGCACCUGUACGGAGAUCUGGAAGAGACAAAUGCACGUUGAUCAUGCGGUCUGGGAACAUCUUCCUUUCCAUCGUUUUUCUAAGUAUCUGCCGUGGGGACAAGUACAAAUCCUUCAGCAGGUCGGAUGUGAAGUUUGAGCACCUGACCAUUGACCCAGAGACCGGCAACGUCUACAUCGGGGCCGUGAACUUCCUGUUCCAGCUGACCUCUGAGCUGACCGACCUGGUAGUGCAGCCAACGGGGCCGCAGAAUGACAGCAAGGAUUGCCUUCCGCCCGUCAACCCCAGCGACUGCCCGCACGCGAGGCUGACAGACAACCACAACAAGCUCCUCCUAACUAACCCCUACGGCGAUGAGCUGAUCACCUGCGGCAGCUUGUUUCAAGGAAUCUGUGAGAAAAGGAGUUUGGGAAACAUUAGCCGGGUCUUGUUUCGCCCGGAACGCCCGGUUGACACGCAGUACGUCGCUGCCAAUGACCCCAACGUCACUACAGUAGGGUUGGUCGGCCUGUCCAAAGGCAAGACAGCCGUCCUGUUUGUGGGCCGUGGUUACACCAGCAAAGGUGCCGGUGGGAUCCCUCCCAUUACCACCCGCAAUUUGGAGUUACAAAAUCCGCAGAGUCUGGAAUCUCACCCCAUUUUCUCCUACGAGGAUACAGCAAAGUUAGCAGUAGCUGGAAGGCUCUCUGAGUACAACCACCAUUUUGUCAAAUCUUUUAUUUACCAGUUUUCGGUGUAUUUCCUGUUCUACCGGAGGGACCUCAAGUCCUCAUCGAGAGAAUACAAAACCUACGUGUCGCGGAUCUGCUUGGGAGACAUGCACUACUACUCGUACGUGGAGGUACCGCUCGUCUGUCAGACUGCCGAGAAGAACUACAAUUUACUCCAGGCGGCCUAUGUUAGCUGGCCGGGGAAGGGCCUAGCGAAGGGGGCUCUCCAAACUAACGGGGAGGUCCUGUUCGCCACGUUCGCUGUUGGUCAGACAGCCACGGCAAAGGCAACGGAGGAGUCAGCACUUUGCAUUUACACCAUGAAUCAGAUUGAUCAGAUGAUCAACCAGACCAGAGACCAGUGUUACACCAAUUAUGGGAAGGUGGGCGAGAAGGCUGAGGCGGCCUACAUUGAGUAUGAAGUCAAGUCCAGCUGCAGUGGAUUAACUUCAGACACUCUUAAUGCAUACCCGUGUGGUUAUGACCACACUCCCAGCCCAAUGGCCAGCCGCAUUCCGAUAGAGGCCGCUCUGGUACUGAAGGUUGUGCAGGGACACCUGGUGGCAGUGGCAGUGACUGUGGAAAUGGAGCACACCAUCGUCUUCUUGGGAGAUGCCAAGGGCCGGUUGCACAAGGUUUUUGUGAAGCCCCCUGGAGAGGCAGAGCAAUAUGCGACAGUCACAAUCCAGCCCAACGCAGCAGUCAACAGCGACCUAGUAUUUGACCGUGAGCAGAAACAUCUUUACGUCACAACUCAGCUAAAGGUGUUGAAGCUUCCAGUGAGUGAGUGUUUUGCGUACACUGACUGUCAGUCCUGUCUAGUAGCGAGGGAUCCAUACUGUGGCUGGUGCAUACUUCAGGGCAGGUGCUGUCGGAGGUCAGAGUGCGAAAGGGCAGAGGAGGGUGUUCAGUGGCUCUGGAGCUAUGAGGAAGGCCAACAGUGUCUGAGUGUGCAGACUCUGAUCCCAGCUAAUAUCAGCAGACAGGAGCAAAAACAGGUAUUUGUGAAUGUCGCUGACUUGCCCGUUCUUGCCGAGGGUGAGUCUUACACCUGUCUGUUCGAUGAUUACUCCAGCCCUGCAGUCAUUACGGAGAGAGGUGUGGUGUGUUGGACCCCCAACGUCCAGCAACUUCCACCCACAAAACCAGGAACAGAUCAUGUGACUGUCAGAUUAAAAGUAAUGUUCUUUAACAUCAUACUGACAGCAGAGCGAUUCACCUUCUAUGACUGUGCUGCAGUCCAGCAGCUCUCCAGAAAUUUUCCGUGUCGUGGAUGUGUGAGCAGUCAAUGGGGUUGUAAUUGGUGCGUGCUUCAGCAUCACUGCACCCACAACACCACCUGUGAGGAUGAGGUGAUCAUUUUUAAUGAGAAUUUUGUACGACCCUACGUGGUACCUCCUACCCUUGCUACCAAGCCGCUUCGUGUCGACACUACUGUGCUUCCAGCCAUCACCCGCCUCACCACCACAGCUCUCUCAACAGGAGCUACAACCAUUCCUACCAUACUGCUCCACACAGAUACCAUGACGACUACCAGAACCACGACCACUACCACCUUGCCAACCACUGUGCCCUCCUCUGCUGUGGUGCUGACCAAUGCUACAGUCAAUCCGACUGGUCAGUCAACCACCGCGCCCACCAUGCCAGCUCCAACGACAGUGCCCACCACCCCAGACAUCACACCUGUUCCAACCACACAAUGGACUGCAGCCAGUCCGUCCUCAGGGGCUACUACUGUGUCUGAGAGCAGUACCCUGAACGCGACCACAACCGAGGGCGCAGCACCUACCCCUGGCCCAUCAGAGGAGGUCUUGACCACGGUCACGUCUGCGUCGCCACCCACGACACUCGAAGCUCUGUUGGAAACUAGCCCACUCACGACGGUUGCUCCUCCAACCAUCGAUGCUGCCAUUACAACCGCAUCAGCCUCUCCUUUCAACGGGACGGACGGUGCAACCCCCACCGUUGCCACGACUGCCCCCGCCGUUGAUCCCACGGAGCCCCCUGCCACUCGAUUGGCUGUGCCGACUGACCCCCGACCUGACCACCCGACCACCCUGCCCACUGUUUGGCCUGUAAAGGACGUUGGUGAGUGGAAGGAGCCAGAUGCUUGGGUAGACCCUGUGCAGGUUGAGAACGACACAGCCGUCUUCUCGGCUGCUGCUGCGCUGCUAUCAGGUGACGGAGAUGUUGAGAACCCUUCUCCUGCCUUUCUCCACCUGCUUGACACUGAGGUCGACUACCACUUUGAUCCUGACUCUCCAUCUUUCUCUGUACAGAACCACGAAGGGAUAGUUCAGGGUCCUGCAGACUGUCCCUGUGUCAAUAACAUUCAAGGAUCACCCCUUCUGCCUGUCAACACAGAGAGGAAAAUAACACUGGUGGGACGAAACUUGCACUUCUUCCAGGACCCUGAAGGGGAUUAUGAAUGUGUCUUUGUUAUCGAGAGUCAGACAGUGGUGGUGGAGGCAAUUGUUGAAGGGGACAUUAUUGAUCCCACGUUUUACUCGAUUACUUGUCAGGUGCACCAGUUUACCUAUGCCACAUUACAGCAAGAAUAUAAUGCAACAGUGUAUGUCCAACGGCGGCCCAAUUACAGAGUGGACAGCGGACAUGAUUUGCAUAUUACCCUGUAUAACUGUUCUGUGGAUCGAACAGACUGCAGCCGCUGUCAGACAGCAGAAACUAAGUACGCUUGUGUGUGGUGCGGGGGAGGGAAGCCCAGCUGUGUGUACGAAAAGUCCUGUGUAGACGGAGUGGAACAGACCUGUCCAGCCCCCUUCAUUCACUCGAUUGACCCAACGUCAGGGCUGCAGGAAGGUGGGACCAUGGUCACCAUCACGGGCUCAAACCUAGGCCAGCGAUUCGAGGACAUCCAGAACAUGGUGACGGUGGCUGGGAUCCCGUGUCGUGCUGAUCCUCUGAAGUACGAGGUCUCCACCAGGAUUGUAUGUUACACAGCAGCCAGUAAUGAGCAAGUAUCAGGCCAGGUCACAGUUGAAGUAGUAAAUGGAGGCAGUAGCAGCUCUGCACAGCCCUUCACUUAUCAGAACCCAGUGCUGGACUCUAUUUCACCGUCACGCGGCCCAAAAGCUGGAGGAACACAUCUUACUCUCAAAGGCGUCAAUUUGUUGACUGGCAGACCAAGUGAUGUCCGGGUGUUUGUUGGUGACCUUCCCUGUCUUAUUUCUGACAUUGAGGAUCACCGAGUCCAGUGUCUCACUACACCAAGCAACCAGACCGAUGAGCUGCCUAUCACAGUCAAGUAUGGUGAUAUUCCAAAGAGAUUGAACAAUGUCUUCUACAGCUACACAGAAAAUCCAAACAUCACCAGUGUGCGUCCCGACAAGAGCUUCUUAGGUGGUGGAAGAGUGAUCAGUAUAAAUGGGCAAAAUUUAGAUGCUGUGCAGACACCUCAAAUGAUGGUCCAGUUAAUCCCAAACCAACGAAGGCAGAGAUCGAUAUCUAAGCGACAGAGCCGGGUGAGAGAGAGAAAACGCAGAAUGAUGAAGGACAACAACACUGAAAGGCAUGCAGACAAGUUUACUGAAUUCUGUCAGGUGAAUUCCUCUUUCUUCAUGACUUGUAAGACACCGUCAAUCAAAGCCCCUACCAGCGAUGCUGACAUCACCGUGCACUUCCUCAUGGAUAACUUGUGCUUUGAUUUCAAUGAGAUCAGUCCAACAAAGUUCACAUACAAGCCUGACCCAAUCCUGAAGCCACUGAAUGCGGGUGACCCGUCAAAGCCAUACAGACACAAGCCAGGCAGUGUAUUGUCUGUUGAGGGGGAAAACCUGGACCUAGCGAUUACGAAGGAAGAGGUGGUUGCCAUGGUGGGUGAGGGGAUCUGUGUCGUGAGAACAUUGACUGCAAAUCACCUGUACUGUGAGCCCCCCUUGGAGCAGCCUGCAGCCCGAAGGCGGAGGAAGCGAGAAAGCCUGGACACUCUGCCAGAAUUUAUUGUGCAGAUGGGAAAGCUGCAUUUCAAGCUGGGAAAGAUCCGAUAUGAUGCCGAGAGCCAAUCCAAUUUCCCACUCGAGGCCCAGAUUGGACUUGGGGUGGGAGCCUCCAUCGUUGCGCUGAUCGUCCUGAUCAUUGUACUCAUCUACAGACGGAAAAGCAAGCAGGCCUUGAGAGACUACAAGAAAGUACAGAUCCAGUUGGAGAACCUGGAGACCAGCGUUCGUGAUCGAUGCAAGAAGGAGUUUACAGAUCUCAUGACUGAAAUGAUGGACCUGUCCAGUGAUCUGGUUGGAACUGGAAUUCCUUUUCUGGAUUACAAGACCUACGCCGAGCGGAUUUUUUUUCCAGGGCACAGGGAGUCACCUCUGCAACGGGAUCUGGAUGUCCCUGAAUCUCGACGCCAGACAGUGGAACAGGGCCUUGUGCAGCUUUCUAAUUUAUUAAACAGCAAGCUUUUCCUCACCAAGUUUAUACACACGCUGGAGAGCCAACGGACGUUUUCCCCACGGGAUCGUGCAUAUGUGGCAUCGCUGUUGACUGUCUCAUUGCAUGGGAAGCUGGAGUAUUAUACAGACAUCUUGAAAACGCUGCUGAACGAUCUGGUGGAGCAGAAUGUUGCCAAGAACCCGAAAUUGAUGCUGCGCAGAACAGAAACAGUGGUGGAGAAGUUGCUGACUAAUUGGAUGUCGAUCUGUCUGUACACAUUCCUUAGGGAUUCGGCAGGGGAAUCGCUCUACAUGCUAUUCCGAGCAAUCAAACACCAAGUGGAUAAAGGACCUGUUGAUGCUGUGUCAGGAAAGGCCAAGUAUACUCUUAAUGACAACAGACUACUCCGAGAGGACGUGGAAUACCGUACAUUGACCCUCAAUGUCCUGGUGCAAGGUGAGGAUGUACAGCCCUCGCCUGUGAAAGUUUUGGAUUGUGACACUAUCACCCAAGUCAAGGAGAAAAUCAUCGAUCAGAUCUACAAAGGAGUGACCUACUCACUUCGACCCCAUGUGGAAACACUCGACCUGGAAUGGAGAUCUGGGUUGGCUGGACAUCUUAUCCUUUCUGAUGAAGACUUGACCUCCGUUCUCCAGGGAAACUGGAAGCGCCUGAACACCUUACAGCAUUAUAAGGUUACCGAUGGGGCCACAGUUGCUCUUGUCCCACGCCUCAGCAAGCACAUUCACCAUGAGAAUCAUGAUUUUACUGCAGGAGAGAAGACUCCAAUGUUGGAAGAUGCAGAUGAAGGAGGGAUCAAAGUCUGGCACCUGGUCAAAGCCAGUGAAGAACCCGAACUCCCCAAACACAGAAGGGGCAGUCUGCGGGAGAGGGAGCGAGCCAAAGCCAUUCCUGAGAUCUACCUGACACGAUUGCUUUCCAUGAAGGGCACACUGCAGAAGUUUGUAGACGACCUCUUCCAGGUGAUUCUCAGCACAAGUCGGCCUGUCCCUCUUGCUGUCAAAUAUUUUUUCGAUCUCCUGGAUGAACAAGCAGUACACCAUGGGAUUACCGAUACAGAAACUAUUCACAUCUGGAAAACAAACAGUCUGCCUCUUCGUUUCUGGAUAAACAUUAUUAAAAAUCCGCACUUCACCUUUGACGUUCAGGUGUCGGAUAAUGUGGAUGCCAUGCUCUCAGUCAUUGCGCAGACCUUCAUGGAUUCCUGCACUAUAGCAGAACAUAAACUAGGCCGGGAUUCUCCAAUUAACAAACUGCUGUAUGCCAGGGACAUCCCUCGAUACAAACAGAUGGUGGAGAGGUACUAUGCAGAUAUUCGACAGACAAUCUCAGCUAGUGACCAGGAAAUGAACUCUGCUUUAGCUGAGCUGUCCAGGAAUUACUCCAGCGACAUGAACUCCCUUGUGGCUCUUCAUGAACUCUAUAAAUACAUCAACAAGUACUAUGACCAGAUCAUUACAGCACUAGAAGAGGAUCCAACAGCACAGAAGAUGCAGCUUGGUUACCGGUUACAGCAGAUUGCUGCAUCAGUGGAAAACAAGGUCACAGACUUGUGACAGGAGGAACUACUGAGAAUGAUCUGAAGGAGAGUUGAGGCAUCUUUGCAUUGAUGCAAACAGAGGAGCAAUGAGACACUAUGAUCAGUGAACAGAGCUUGUUGGAUGCAGGAGUGCCUUACGGAAACAUGCUUCCUCUAUUACUUCAGCUAUGGGAAUGAAGGAAAGCAAACUCCUAUGAUGCAUCAAAUUAUGCAAAACAAUGAAAAGAGCCUCUUUACCCACUUCUAGGCCAUUUCCACUUGCUUCAAGCUCUCUUUUGGGAGUGUUCAUAUUGUAGACUAUUAAACAACUUAGAAAACAUCACAGAACAUGAAAAGCUUAAAGAGUCAGCAUAUCAAUGGACAAAUGAUGUUAAUAUUUUUUCCACAAGAGAGAUUUAAUUUUUUUUAAACUAAUCCUAUAAGAGAGGUUUUACUGUCCUACGUUGGAAGCUGCAAAGAUUGGGAAAUGGCACAGAUAUUGAGACGUUGAAGAGUCUAUACACUAAAUGGAUUGAGUUAAUUAGGUGCUUGGUUUCAAUAAAUGUAGGAUGGACAACAGCAAGCACUAUACACAGGAAAUUGACUGUUAAAGGUCCAGUCAAGCACUCCGUUCCUGAACAGAAGACCGAUAUCAAACAGGUCCUGUUAUUGGUAGGUUUCGAGAGUAUGCAGAAGUAAGAUUGUCAUCUGCCACUCGGUGAGUUUGAAAAGCCCUGGGAGAGAAUUAAGCCAUUUAGAGGUGAAUGUUUGGAACUAUGUCACCGCCUCAAAGCACGUUAACAUCAUUGCAUAAUUGGUUUAAAUGUUCAUGUCUGUCAGAUAUACCAGUAUCUUUCAACAGACCAUUCCGCUUCCUUAAAUUCUGGCAGUGACCUGGACACAUAUUGCUCAAUACCAUCUAGUCCUUAGAAUACCUUGUGGUGAUGUUCUCUUUACCUUGAUAGGAAAGGAGAUUCUUAUUUGAUAUCUCAUUUUACAUCACUGCUAAUUGUCCACGCCAGAGUAUUAAAUGUUUGGCCAUUGUUUUGUGUCCAGCCAUUGAUGAAAAGCUGCAAAAACCCUCUGUGGAUAGAACCAAAUGGUUCCAACAAGUCAGGCCACUCAGCUAAGACUGGUACAAAUCAAUCCCAGUAGCAAAUAGCCUGGGAUUGUUGAGCAGCCUCAUUUCUUUUUGGUUAAAAGUUAUUUCCAAAGGACCAAUUAAUAUCAGAAACAUUUCUUCAAACUUCUUGACCUGCGAAGAUAAAUGGAAGAACAAUCGUUCUUAAAUUGUCAGUUUAUUCAUAGUAUCCCAUUAUACUGCUGUUAUCCUUUUGAUUAUGUGCAACUCUUUAAUGCCCAUUCUGACCCAUUGUAGAGAGGCCCAGGAGCCUGUUUUAUUUUUGUUGAAGGAGGGAGUAACUUUAAUAUCCACCAUAUGAAGUGACUGAUGUCACUUAAGCUUUGUGACCAUCAGAAGUCAGGUCCUGCAGAUCCUGGACCACUUGGAAUGACUUUUAAAAAUAUUUUAAUUUAAAAGAAGUUGUGAUACCUUUUUGAGGUUCAAGCAUCCAACAGACAGAAUUGAGUAAUGGAUGGGAAAUACGAAGGAUCUAUUGGUCUUACUGAUGGAUGGCAUAUGUUUAGUUUGUGGGACUUGGGAUGAAAUGCUGUUUUAAAUAUUGACUUACUCCAUAACAAUAGUAACCUGUUUUGAAGUAAGCUUCAUUAUCAUUUUAAUUUAUUAUAAAGUCUGAAAUAGUAUGCUUGCACAUCUGGUAUUGUAACAGCAGUGUUAUUCCCCUCGAGGGAAAUAAAACCUUCUAGAGUGAGGUCCACUGCGUGAAGAUGAUGGUCUCAAAGCAGAGUAUCAGAUGUUUUCGAACAUCAUUCCCUUGAAAAGAAGGAUCAUGAUUGUUCUUCCAUAUUGGGGUGUGUGCAGUAACAUCCUUUUACAGUACAGCCUGAGACAGGAUUUCAAUUUUGAUCUUGGAAUUCAGAAUUGUAUUUAAUUCUAAUCUUUUUAUAUCAUCUCAAUUCACAUACAUAUAGAUGAUGUUCAGUGCAAAUGUCUGAUCCACAAUAAAACUUUAUACAGAUUUUUGUCACGACUGCUUAGAAAUGUCUCUUAUGUCAUUGGACCCAUGUCAUUAAGAUGCAGCUGCACACCUCAAUAUGGCUGCAGUGGUGUUUGUUUGCCUGAAAAAUAUAUCUUCAAUGGGAAAUCUAGCUGAUAAUUACAGAUUUCUCUGCUGCAUUAUUUUUUAUCAGAUAAAUGCGGAGGCAGCAAGUUCACUUUGUUCAAACAUUUUAAAAAGCAUGAAUAGGUCCACUCUUAGAAUACCUGAAAUAAUACAUUCCAUCCCACGUGUUUGGAAUGUAAAAGUAAAGGGCUUUGAUGUCAGCCCAAACAACAUUUUGUGAUUAUUACAGAGCAAUAUGAUAAUGCACAAGCUGAUUACUAUUAGUCACUUUUCCCAGAAAGUCUUACUUGAACAUGAAGCAAUGAUGACACCAGAGGUGUUUUAAGUGAAAUUUCAGCAAUCUAAUGAUUGUAUUUGUGACUAAACCACUGAAAGAUUUUUUUUAAAAGAAAAGCUCACUUUCAAAACAUUUAUAUAAGCCCUUUUUGUUUUUAAACAAUAAUGUAUUUAUUUAAUUAGCAGGCAAAGCCUGAUUAAAUGAGGACACUGAUAGUUUUUGUUUUUUUGUUCUGUGAAGUUCUUGAUUUCUUUCUGAUCAUGAACCAGCACUUAGGUGUCUUCUACAGCCCAAGUUAUUCACAUGUUAAGGAAUCCAUGACACCAACAAUUUGGACUUGAACACAGCAACAAAUAUUGUGGAUCUCCAUAAUUAACUCAGUCAACAAUGUGGGAAAUGUUCCCAGCGGUCUAAAAUAUUCUUUGAAGUUAUAACUCAAUACUUUAUGUGAAAGUGAUUUAUACCAUUUACCUGCGUGGUGGAGAAUGCAAAUUCUCAUGCAACUUUAAAAAUUUCAAACAAAACUACAAGUUUUGUUUUAAAUAUUUGGACAAUUUGUAAAUAGAUAUCCAUCAGGAGAUCCAAUUUUCACAUUUUUGCUGCCAAGUUGAUCAAUUACUGGGUUUAUUUUUCAAUUUCGAAUUGAGAAAUUGACAUAUCUCUCAACUUUAUGUAGAGAUUAGAGGAGCUCAUCUUUGUAGUGCACUCUCUUUAAGAGCAUUGAUGUGGAGAUCAGAAAUAUCAGUACAAACAUUAGGCUAUCUUAACACCAUAAAGGUGGAUACCACAUGCAUUGAUUGGGCCUUAAGCAAACCUAUGUCUCCAUCAGCACUUUGCCUGCUGUAUAUCCCUCUUGAUUAUAGUGGUGAGAAGAAUCAUCUUAUAAUGAUGAGGUUUGGGAUUGGUUGGAGCAGGAGGAAGGUUAUGACUCGCAUGGAAACCAGUAGGAGAACGAUUGACAUCAAUAAACAUGUAUAAAAAUAAAGUCCAUUUGUGAUCUAAAUUUCCGAGUCACAACAUUGCUGUGAUGAUCUUAAUUUAUUCAGCGAGGUUCUCAAUGUGCGACUGAGCAUGCUAGAGUUGUGUUGCCUCAGCAUUUUUACUCAUCAAAGGGCUUGUCUUUGCUAAAUGUAUGGAAACCUGGCAAGUUCAAUAGAGUCAUGCUGGCAAUGGACUGUUGUAAUUUAGAUGACCAGAUCUUUAUGUACACCAGUCAUUAUCAGCAUAUUCAUUGUAGCAAUGCAGCUAAAAAUGUAUGUCAAUGGGAGAAAAAAUUACUUUCAAACAAACUUUGGAAAAAACCGUAUUGCCCUGAUUUUUUUUUCACCAGAGAGCCAUAAUGAUUGUUUGUUUUAUGCAAUUUUAUUUCAUUGCUGUUUAAACACAUAAUUCUCAUCUUUCUUAGCACUUCAUUCUUGAGACAAGACUUGUUGAUAGGAACUCCAUUAUCUACUCUAGAGAUAGGUCAAGGAAAUGAAAAGACAGCGUUACUGGAUUUCUACUUUACCUUUUUCUCCUUCUCUGCUUCAGCUAGAGUAUUGCAUUCACUUCUGGGAUCCACACUUUAGACAGGGUAUGAAGGAAUUAGGCUGCAGGAAAACUUCAGAAUGGUUCCAGGGAUGAGGAAUCUCAGUUGAAGAUAAAAUAAGUUAGAACCAUUUUCCUUUGUGUUGUUGGGGGAAACAGGGAGAGAAAAGAAUGUUGAGAGGAGAUUUGAUGGAGGUCUUCAAAAUCAUGAGUCUGGACAGAGUGGGAGAAACUUCCCAUUCAAGGGCAUCAAGAAUGAAAGGGCAAAGGAUUAAAGUAAUUAGUACAAGAGGCAAAAGCAAUGAGACAAAAUCUAUUUUCAUACAGAGAGGCUUAAGGUCUUGGGUGUAAUGGAGGCAGGUUCAAUUGAAGCAUUCAGACGAAAAUUGCACUAUCUGAAAAGGAAGAAUGUGCAGGAUUACAGGUUUCUGGAAGGCAGAGGAAAGGGACUAAGUGAAUUCAUCCUCAGCUAAUUCUCAUUCAGAGUGCCAGUGCUGGGGCGAUGGGAUGAAUGGCCUCCUUCUGUGUUGUAACAAUUCUGUGAUUUUCCUUUAUUCUGUUCUCUGGUUGACCAGAAACAUGUAAGCAAACAUGUUAUAACAUUUUAGAGCAGAAAUACCUUGCAUCGUUUUUCUUUUUAUCAAGGUGGCAAGAUGAUUUUUUUUUAUAUGCUACCGUACAUCGGGUAACUCAGAGGCAAUUUAAUUAUCUGCACUGUUAUCUUAUUUACAAAAAAAAAGUGAGUUAACUGCUGUUCUAUAAUAACUGUUAGCAUUUUUGUUAAAGUUAAAUAGCUAAACAAAUGCUUCCCAAACUUUUUCGUCACUGUGACCCCAUUUUCAGGUUUGAAAGUUGUUCUGACCCUAUGAUUAGAAGUAAGUGUGUGGUUUGGGGGGUGCGUUGGAAGACUUGUGCCAGUAGGAGCUGGCAGUUCAACUAUUACUGCCUCAGAGCUCAUAACCCAACUCCCUCUUUGAGGACCCCUUGUCUAAAUUAUUGGUCAUCUUAUUAGAAUUUGUAAACGUUGUAUUUUUCCAACUCCGUUUUAAAGCUUUUCUUUAUUAGAUUGGAUUCCCUGCAGUAUGGAAACAGGCCCUUCGGCCCAAUAAGUCCACACUGACUCUCUGAAGAGUAACCCACCCAGACCCAUUCUCCUACCCUAUAUCUGCCCCUGACUAAUGCACCUAACACUAUGGGCAAUUUAGUAUGGCCAAUUCACCUGAUCUACACAUCUUUGGACUGUGGGAGGAAAUCGAAGCACCUGGAAAAAACGCCAGUGGAUAUGGGAAAAAUAUGCAAUCUCCACAUUGACAGUUGCCUGAGGCAGGAAUCAAACCUGGAUCCCUGGCGCUGUGAGGCAGCCGUGCUAACCACUGAACCAAUGUGCCACUCCUAAUGUUUUUAAUUUCUAUGGCUCUGUUUUUUAAACAGACCUUGGAUUAAGAAACAAUAGGAUGACAUGUACAGAUUAAGCUCAAAUUCUUUAUAAAUUUGCAAUAACUGAAUACUAUGAUUGAGAUGGAAAAAUCUAGAAUUUCAAAAAACUUCCAAAGCUCCUCUCUUUAAAAUUGAUCUCAGUUUUCUUCCCUAUGUGCCCAAACUUUUUGCAUUACUUCAUAAUGUUUGAUAUGACC